GCAAAGCAGCAAGGACAACGCAGCCAACCAUAUCCAGCCAACAUCAAGCCGGAAAAGAAUGCCCGGAAGCGUCGCUCUUCCCCACGGUCCAUAUUCGAUUCUGGUCGUGGUCCUGGCCGUUUCGGGGUGGCUCUCCAGCCUGUGGGGGGGAGACGGGUGCAACUACGCCCUCGUGUCGGGUCCAAUCGUCGAUCAGCUUCACCCGUCGUACACCAAGGAGAAUCCCGUCAAGGUUCUCCAGCUGGGCUUUGAUUCGUACCGGGAACCGGUGCUGCCGGCACAAGAAUCGGCAUCCGAAUCGGACUCAACAUCGGAAUCCGAGGCAUCCAAGCCCCUGGCCAACGCGACGAUCGGGAGCCUGCUGCCCGACUGGCUCACGAGCCGCAACAAAGACAAAGCAAGUGCCAACGCAACGGAACCGGGCGAAGUAACCACCGGGGGGGGAAGCACCGACGCAUCAACCGCGGGCGCAUGCACCGAAUACCCCGAGCAGGUCACCCUCGGAAUCGUCGACUCGAGUUGGAACACGGCCCGCGUCUUUUGCUUCCUAGGCCUCGUCCUGGGCGGGGGUGGGACGGCCUUUCUGGCCUGCAGUCUCUGCGUGGUGUUUUCUAGAGUCACCUGGCGGUGGACGGCCUACGAGCUGCUGGGGGCGGGCCUCUGCCAGACCGUCAGCCUCUGCGGCUGGUUUCGGACCCAGCUCUGUUCCUGGAACGACUGCUCGUUGAGCGAGGGAUCGGUCUCGGACCUUCUCGCAACGGCCCUGUGGGUCGCCUGUGGCCUGCUGAUGGUCGGCUUCUAUCCCCCGGCGUCUUCCUCCCACGGCCAAGCCGUCGGAAGCGGCGAUGCCAGGAGCCCCGGGAAGGCCCGCCACCGCUUUCGCUGCCUGGGAGGCAGCAGGGAGCCGGACCCCCGGGGGGAAGGGAAUCCGUGCAACGGCCACGGCGACAAUGACAGCGACAGCGACAGMCGCAACGAGGACAGGAACCCAAGCAGGAACGAAGACGAGCAGAGAUACGAUGAGAAGAGACGGUACCCUCUGGCAGAAAUCGCCUGAAGGAUCCGUGUGUUCUUGAAUGCAUGACCUAGCGAACCAGAG
This is a messenger RNA of Pseudo-nitzschia multistriata, 1099 nucleotides long. The record is from the annotation of a GenBank genome assembly. NCBI's taxonomy places the organism in Eukaryota, Bacillariophyta, Bacillariophyceae, Bacillariales, Bacillariaceae.